AUGGCUCCCUCAGCUAUAGAACAACAAAUCCCAACCGAAAAGGCCAUCAUCAAACCAUGGAGCCGACCUGCACCUACUAAUGAGAAGCUUGAUUGGGCACCACUAGUUGAGAUCGAUCUUUCUCGUUUCGACGAACCCGGCGGUAAAGAAGAGCUCGCAAAGCAAUUGUACGAUGCUGUGACACGAGUCGGAUUUUGGGUAGUUGUCGGACACGGACUCGAUGACGAGCGCAUCCUCCGCCAGUUCAGUAUCGGAAAUGCAUUUUUCAAAGAGAACCUCGAGGAAAAGCGAAGCUUCGAAUGCAAUUUCGCCGAAGGCGAGUAUUUCGGCUACCGUGAAAACUCAAGGUGGAUUGGAGAAACGGGCGUGAAAGACAACAUAGAAAUGCUCAAUAUUCCCAAAGCUAUUCCAGAAUGGGAUGAUGUUCCCAAACACAGGAUCGUCCGUCAAAACUACGACGAGAUUGCCAGCUUCCAUCGAGAUCUUUUCGACAAGGUUGUCCGCAAGCUGUUUGUCUUGAUGGCGAUUAUCCUGGAAUUGCCGGAAGACCACCUAGUUCAGGCUCACGCCUAUGAUAAGCGUUCCGAUGACCACCUGCGAUACAUGAUCUACAACACGCGCACUCAAGAGGAAUGGGACAAGGCACAGGGAUAUACCAAGGGCGGUCACACGGACUUUGGCAGCUUGACGCUGCUCUUCUCGCAGCAUGUUGCGGGUUUGCAGAUCCGGACAUCGGAUGGGGAAUGGAAAUACGUGAAGCCUGUGGAAGGGGGGAUUACAUGCAAUAUUGCUGACACGUUAUCGUUCCUUACCAAUGGCAAGUGCUCCUAUCAGGUGACAGGUUUCCUCAAAUCGACGAUUCAUCGUGUCGUUACACCUCCCAGAGAUCAGAUCGAUAUCCCCCGCCUUGGGUUGCUCUAUUUCUGUAGACCGGGUGAUGACACCGUGAUGAGAACUGUGCCCUCGCCUUUGCUUGAACGUCUUGGUCUUCUAACCGAAGAAGACAAAAGCCAAAGCAAGCCUGCUCCUACGGGGACUGAGUAUGUUCGAGCUCGGGUGCGGGAUGUUCAUCAUAAAACUGUGAUUGAUCGUCGGGAGAACACUUCGUUUGAGUUCAAAGGACUGAAAGUGCCCAACUAUUAUAAGUGA
Molecule: messenger RNA, 1149 nt
Organism: Penicillium psychrosexuale
Lineage: Eukaryota; Fungi; Ascomycota; Eurotiomycetes; Eurotiales; Aspergillaceae
Exons: 3
Coding region: 1-1149 (382 amino acids)
Molecular function (GO): dioxygenase activity
Source: RefSeq, a predicted model, not a curated record